AUGUUGAAAGUCAAUGUCGAAGUGCAAGACCUUGAUGACAGAAUCGGUGAAAGUAGUGCUCUUACACGUGGAUUUCACACAGAAGUGUCAAAGAGUAUAAAGGAAGUUGAAGAACUUAUUACUCAACAGGAGAGGGGGAAAUUCGAUACUGUGAUUUGGAUCACUGUAUCCAACGAGACGAGUAUUGCUACUGCAGAAGACGUUGCUAGUAAAAUCGGAGUAGAAUUUUCUGGAGAUGAAGAAACUACAAGGGCAGGGAUGCUCUUUGAAAAUUUGUCUCAGAAGGGUAGGUUUGUGAUGAUCUUGGAUGACCUAUGGGCGAAGGUUUCACUUGAGAGAAUAGGAAUUCCUGAGCUGUCAAAUGGGGGGUGGAACCAAUUGCAAGAUCAAUUGCUAAGCGUUGUGCAGGUUGCCCUUGGGAAUAAUUACUCUAGCUUCUUUUGUGCAUUAUAUCCGGAAGAUUGGGAAAUUGAAGAGGAAGAUCUUAUCCAACUUUGGAUAAGAGAAGGGCUAGUGGAAGAAAUGGAUAGCAUGCAGGCAGAGUAUGACAAUGGUCGCGCAAUAAUGAAUAGAUUCAUCAGCAAUUGCUUGUUGGAAGUUUUUACUGAAGAAGAACAUGCAAGAACUGUAAAGAUGCAUGAUCUUUUAAGGGACAUGGCAUUGCGUAUUGCAGAAUCUCGAUUCUUGGUAAAAGCUGGAAUGAAGUUAGAAAAGGCACCAGAUGUGCAAGAAUGGAGCAUGAAUCUAGAGAAAGUUUCGUUGAUAUGGAAUCAGUGGUAUAUACCCUUGGAAAUGUCACCCCCAAAGUGUCCCAGGCUCACAACAUUGUUGUUGUCUCAGUGCAAUAGUAAGUAUUCCAGAGGAUUUUUCAAGCAUAUGGAUGCACUUAAGGUUCUUGAUCUUUCCUUCAACCCUAUCAAGAGUCUUCCAAGUUCCUUGUCGAAGUGUCUCGGGCUCACAACAUUGUUGUUCUCUGAUUGUUGCAUAGAAAGUAUUCCAGAAAGCUUCUUCGAUGAUAUGAAUGAGCUCAGAUUCUUGAUCUUUCCUCCAAUCCUAUCAAGAUCUUCCGCAUUCUUAUCAAAUUUGAAGAACCUCACUUCACUGUUGCUUGCUGAUGUGAACAAUUAUGGAAUGUUCCAUCGUUGUCAAAUCUUGGAGUUUUAA
This is a messenger RNA of Hibiscus syriacus, 1164 nucleotides long. RefSeq names its product probable disease resistance protein At5g63020. The record is from RefSeq and is a predicted model, not a curated record. Lineage: Eukaryota; Viridiplantae; Streptophyta; Magnoliopsida; Malvales; Malvaceae. The coding region runs from base 1 to 1164 and encodes 387 amino acids. The transcript is spliced from 4 exons. Gene Ontology annotation, molecular function: protein binding; ADP binding.